CGCCCAGUUAUGCUAUGUAGCUAGCUAGCUAGCUGGCUAAGCUAACUAGCUGACGCUCCGGCUCGGGCAGUGAGGCAUUUUUCCGCUGCUUUUGUGUCUUAGUCAUCAUUAAAUAAACUGAUAAUGGCGUCUGUGUGUGUAUAUAUAUAUUUUUCUGAGUGAGUAGCAGUGUGUGUUUUAUUAUUAAUCUGAUAAUCUAAAAACCAAGCGCGACCAUGACCUCAGACAGCAGAGCCAGCAAAGCCCUACAGGUAAAAAGAGAGUGUGGAGAGAAUGUUCCUGUGCUGUCGGACAGCGAGCUCAUGUCUCUGUCGGUGCGUGAGCUGAACUUGCACCUGCGUGGUUUGUCCAGAGAAGAGAUCCAGAAACUAAAGCAGAGGCGACGUACGCUGAAGAAUCGUGGCUAUGCAGCCAGCUGCAGAGUGAAGCGCGUGUCCCAGCGCGAGGCCUUGGAACAGCAGAAGAAGGAACUGCAGCGCGAGGUGGAACGGCUCGGGGCCGAGAACGCAGGCAUGCGCAGGGAGCUGGAGGGGCUCGGGGCUCGACUUGCAGCACUGCAGCGCUUCGCCCGCAGCCUGGAGUCUGCAGGAGGCAGCAUCCUAGCUACAACGCCUCGCCUCAACACUGCCUCUGUCAUCACCAUAGUGAAGAGCCCACAGCAAAGCCAUGGCCCCAGAGAGCAAGAGGCAUCCUAGGGUUGAGUCCUACAGGCACUAGGCAAACAAAUACGCAAAAACACACACACUCAAACACACAGAAGUACAAGGUACACAACAACUGGACCAUCUAAGCUGAAAUGAACGGCUGCCAAGCAUUUAGGAAUGUUACACAACAAAUAGUUGUGUAAGUGAAGUCAUUGAUGCAGGAUUUUCAGAAUCUUUUACCACACUCUUACCCCAAUGUUGCAUUUUAUUCACAUUUUGUGUAUUGGUUAAUUGGACCAUUUAGACAACGAGAAUGCAGGGCAUAUCUGCAUCAUUUUUAACAUGUUUCUUGAGACAACAGAUUUUGUGUUGUGAAUUAUUUGAUUGUAUUCACCUCUAUUGCAUUUGCUUUAACCAGUAUAACUAACACACUACCCUAUGUUGGUAAGUUUACAUGUAAUGGAGCUUGAAAACAUUUUAAUUAUACCAUUUUAAUAUUUAUAUGCCCAAUUUUUCAUGUGGAAAAACUAGUAAUACCUAUAGAAAGUGUCUGUACUGGAUUUAUGAUUAAGCUUGACUUAAUAUUUGACUACCAACUCUAAGUUGGCAAACAUUGCUGGAAUAUACUCAGUUAUGACUUAAAUAUCAUGAUUAACAGAAUGCCAUGCCAAUGCAAGCUUCUCAAUACAUUCCCACAUAUAUUUUCAAUAUGUAAUCUGCAACAUGGAGAUUUCUUUUUAUCUAUAUUUAAGAUGAAGUCCUACAAGCUAGAGUGCUGUGAUUGUCUAAAUACUGUUUAUGUAUGAAUAGUUUGGGAAUAUUUUCCAUGUCUGAUUAUUGUAAUGGUGUGAUUUUUGUAUUUAGGAUAAGUAUAUUUUAAUGAGCAUUUCAGCUAUGCCCAUGUUUCUACUCCUGCUCUUUAGAGAAUAUUUUAGUGUCUCCCCUUUAACACUCACUUAGCUCAUAAUUGGUGAUGGGUAACAGGGAAAUGCUGAAAUCAUUGUGACAGAGUGGGUCAUGUUUGUGUGUGAUGACUAUUUGUGAUACACUUUGUGGCUUUGCAGUGGUAUUUUUGUACAUAAGUAGAUUUAUUUAUGAUAAAAUACUUUUGGAAGUCUAGAAAGUAUCACGAGUGUAUAAAGUAUGAAAGAUCAGGGAAGUGACAUAAGGAAAAGAAACUAGUGUAAAAGACAGGAACAAAAAGGUGAUUCUGAAAGUGCUAGAGGGAGGGAGGGAGGGACAGAGAAAGGGACAAGUUGUGGUUAGAAGUGCUCAUUAACUCAUGGUUGACAAGAUUGCCAACUAUCAGCUUUACUAACUCCAGCAUUGAGGGUUAUAUAGUAUGUUAAUAUUUAUAGGUUAAAACAGUUAUUGCAAUGAAAUGUUAAAGCUAUUUCAAUUUUAAUUAAAUUUGAUUUCUGUAACAUCUUGUUUUGGUUCCAAACAUGCUGGAUGUUUUGUGAAGUAGUAAAAAAAGUCCUAUUUGUAUUUAUUACAUAUUUUUCUAUGUUAAAAUAGUCUAUUUU
Molecule: messenger RNA, 2170 nt
Organism: Neoarius graeffei (lesser salmon catfish)
Lineage: Eukaryota; Metazoa; Chordata; Actinopteri; Siluriformes; Ariidae
Gene: maff
Product: v-maf avian musculoaponeurotic fibrosarcoma oncogene homolog F
Exons: 3
Coding region: 216-695 (159 amino acids)
Biological process (GO): regulation of epidermal cell differentiation; regulation of transcription by RNA polymerase II
Cellular component (GO): nucleus
Molecular function (GO): DNA-binding transcription factor activity, RNA polymerase II-specific; RNA polymerase II cis-regulatory region sequence-specific DNA binding
Source: RefSeq, a predicted model, not a curated record